AUGAAUGGCACUGAUACCGUCACGACAGUAAUUGCAGGUGUUCUCACCGAUCGUCUACGGUCGAAGAGCUCCGCAUUUCUCUUCGGAAUGGUCACGAUGAUUGCAUCGUCCUUGAUGUUCUUCCUCGGUGAGCACCUCGCAGUCGUCAUUGCAGCUCGCGCCCUUCAAGGCCUAUCCGCAUCAUUUGUGUGGGUGUCAGGUCUAGCUCUACUCAACGCCUACGUCAAAACCAGCUACGUCGGCACAGCCAUGGGGUACAUCUCAGUCGGGACGGCAGCUGGCGAGAUCUCUGGACCUAUUGUUGGAGGCGCGAUGUACGAACACGCUGGACACUUCGCAGUCUUGGGUUUGGUCUGUGGCAUACUCGGAGUCGAUAUUGUGCUCCGCCUUCUGCUAGUGGACAAGCCAUCAGACGAACAACAGCAGCGAAAUGGAAAUCCAGCCGACGAAGAGGAGCCCCUGCUCGGUGGAGUGACACAGCGCGGAGCCGACUCAACGAAUACCAGAGUCGCGCCACAAGACGUUAUCGAGCCAAAACACAUCAACAUCCUCGGCCUUCAACUAGACAAAGACCUGUGCGCUACCUACUACGCAACCUGUAUUGUGGGCACGAUUCGGUACGCCUUUGAGUCCGCGCUCGUUAUAUUCGUCAUUAAGCGCUUCUCCUGGUCUAUUUCUACCAGCGGCGUCAUACUAUUUGCGUUCCUCUGUCCUGCAGCUCUUGGCCCUUUGAUCGGUUCUCUCACGACCACGUAUGGACCGCGAAGACUUUCAGUCAUUCUAUUCAGCGUCGUGACUGUUUCCCUAAUUGCUCUGGGCCUCCUCACGCAACCCGUCACCGCUACCAAGGCCUCAUUUGUCAUCGCGCUGCAGAAGUAUUCAUCGACCAUGUCAGCUGGCUGGUAUUCUGCGUAUCCCUGGCUGCGUGGUGCGCAGUAA
Messenger RNA from Didymosphaeria variabile, 939 nucleotides. RefSeq lists its product as uncharacterized. NCBI's taxonomy places the organism in Eukaryota, Fungi, Ascomycota, Dothideomycetes, Pleosporales, Didymosphaeriaceae. The record is from RefSeq and is a predicted model, not a curated record. The transcript has 2 exons. Bases 1 to 939 code for a protein of 312 amino acids. Gene Ontology annotation, molecular function: transmembrane transporter activity. Gene Ontology annotation, biological process: transmembrane transport.